GUUGUCGUUCGUCGUUUUCGUUUUGUCGUUUUGUGAAUGGUGAUGAUAAAUGGGAGCAACCCAACUGUCGUGAUGGUGGCAUUUUCGAAAGAAAUUCUCGUUUUUCCGUGCAUUAAUCAAUGCGCAAUAGUGUGAUGAGUAUUUAGAAUUGUUUUCGCAACUCCUUUUUAUACUUCUAUCCCCUUCACGGACUCUAUUUCCUCUCACCUCAGUCGUUCUACUGAAGUUGAAGGACAUCUGCCAUUUUAGAUAUACCUCAGUGUCGAAGUAUUUAAUUUUUCGCACGAUAACUCCGUUUGCUAAAUUAUUUAUGGUGUUUUUAUUCAAGUAUUUCAAAAUCACGAACUCACGAAAGUUCAUUAGCAAAUGUUUAAAUGGACGCAUCGUCCAUCAUAACUCAGGUGUCUCGCGAUGACGAAAGGCUAGGAAAUUAUUCACCUGAGAAAGUCUUUCUACCGGAUGGCGAAAACAAAAGUCCUGAAGGCAGCAAGUUUCUGCCCUCAGGUGAAAAUGAAAACACGGAAGUUGCCUUGACACCCAAAAAGGCUGGCGCCAGGGGCUUUCUUCGAUCGUUGCUUUGCUGUUGGGGAGGUCGAGACAACAAUGUUGCACUCAACUCCAGACUUAACCGUGCUUCACCAACUCUACCCCGAUCUUAUCAAAGCUAUCUCUUACCACCUGUCCGGCAUCAAGACAUGCAUAAAAAAUGUAUGGUAAUUGAUUUGGACGAAACUCUAGUUCACAGCUCUUUCAAGCCAAUCAAUAAUGCUGAUUUUGUAGUACCAGUAGAAAUGGAAGGACAGAUACAUCAAGUCUAUGUCCUGAAAAGGCCUUACGUAGAUGAUUUUCUCCAACGUAUGGGUGAACUUUAUGAGUGUGUGCUUUUUACAGCUAGUCUUGCUAAGUAUGCAGAUCCAGUCGCGGACUUAUUGGACCGAUGGGGUGUACUACGAGCAAGGCUGUUUAGAGAAUCAUGUGUCUUCCAUCGGGGGAAUUACGUCAAAGAUCUGACCAGGCUUGGCCGUGACCUACAAAGAGUUGUGAUUGUUGAUAACUCGCCAGCAUCUUAUGUCUUCCAUCCGGACAAUGCAGUGCCUGUUGCCUCGUGGUUCAAUGACAUGACUGACACAGAGUUACUGGAUCUAAUUCCGUUCUUCGAACAACUAAGUAAAGUUGAUAGUGUAUAUUCCAUCUUAUGCAAUACAAGUAACCCAAAUUAUGGUGGCAAUCAGCUGCAGCAAAUUGGAUGUGGUGAUAACGCCUCAUAGUUUUUAUAAUUGACUUUUCAUGUGCCAACUUGCCUUUAUAUUCUCCUCAUCUUUUUCAAUUUUUUAUCCAUUAAUUUAUUUAAUUUUCAUCCUCUUCUUUUUUCGCUACUUCAAUGAGAUUUAUCAAAAAUCCUUCCAAGAAUGGCCCCCCUAAUUUUUAUCAACUAGAAUCUUUCUUCACUUUUCUUUGCUUUUACCCUUGCACAUGGUAGAAACUUUAAUCAUGGUCAGCUGAAGUCAGAAUGCCUAUGGUUUUCUGUUCAAAAGGGAAUGGGUUCAGCAGUUUUUCUCUCCAAUGUUGCUUUAACAAAAAAAAAAAAAAAGAAAGGAAAAUGAUGCUCUAAUGUUUCAUUUGGUUUGCUGAACUUUGAUUCUUUUAUGAAUUUCUUUUUUUAUUUUUUUUUUAAUGAAAAAAUUUUGUACAUUUAGAAGCAUUUUCUAAAAUUCUGAUUUUGCGGCCUAAGUCUGCAGAUUUUCGCCCCCAAAAGAAAUUUCAAGUAUAAUUUUAAAUCCGAGAUUUCAGCAAGAUUUGAGAAAACAUUGAGAUGUCAUGGAAAAUGUUCAUGCUUUAUUGAAAGAUUUUGAUUGAUCAAUGACCUUACAUCAUUGUCAAUAUAUUUUUUUUUCCUUUUCCAUCUACUGAGUUUGCAGUUUUUGCCCAGUGUGCCCCUCUUUUUCUACUUUUUUAAUUUAUCAGUCUCAAAAACGAGUAAUCAAGAAAAAUGUUAUUUAUGUGAGUAUAUUUUCUCUUGUUAUAAUCAUAAAUAUCUAAUUAUUUAGGCAUAUUGUUAUUUUUAUUGUCCAAGACUUGUGAGUACACUUAUUUGUACAGUAAAAACGAUUGAAUCAAGAAGUAACUUUUAAUAAACAAAAUAAGGGCCUGGAUAAUGGAAAAUGUACGUGCCUCAGAGCGCAGAUAAAUCUGUCGGACAAGCGGAAAUUCGGAUGAUACGAUGAACAUUAUUCAGGCUCUUUCUGCGCUCCACAACUUAUGCUUUUAUUAAUGCAUGCAAGUAACACUUCUGUGUUUAUAUAUCUUUUUUUACUUUUAGGAUGUAAGACUUGCUUUUGGCAUGAUUCUUUAUAUCACCAACCUGAUUUUGGGAACUUCCCGCACGAUUUUUAGUGGCAUUGGAAUCAAAUUUACUGUGGGUCUGGUCGUGUAACUGCUCUUUGUUUCUUUAGACUGAAAAUUAUUCCCUGCUCACAUUCACAGCAUGGACAAACUAAAGCCUAAGUUGACGUCAUAUUUUACAACUUGAAAGUCUUGUGUUCAUUAAGGAACAGAACUGGCGAUAAAUGCAAAAAUGUAGAAAUAUCAUCUCUCACCUCUCUGGGACAUUCAUAUGUUACAGUGGCAUAGUUCAAACCCCCUCUCUACAAAAGUACUGAGUAUCAUAUGGAAUUUUCAAAGGAACUUGUUUUAGCGUCAGAACUCUGUCGUUAGAUCUGGCAUUCCUAAGAAUAGCCAAGUAGCGGAUGGUAAAGCGUGAAAUCUUAUUCACAUUUGUGCGAAUGAGUUGAUAGGAAAA
This is a messenger RNA of Bemisia tabaci, 2800 nucleotides long. Its product is annotated as CTD small phosphatase herzog. The record is from RefSeq and is a predicted model, not a curated record. Lineage: Eukaryota; Metazoa; Arthropoda; Insecta; Hemiptera; Aleyrodidae. Gene Ontology annotation, molecular function: RNA polymerase II CTD heptapeptide repeat phosphatase activity.